Messenger RNA from Mangifera indica (mango), 1841 nucleotides. Its product is annotated as serine/threonine-protein kinase SRK2A-like. The record is from RefSeq and is a predicted model, not a curated record. Gene Ontology annotation, molecular function: ATP binding; protein serine/threonine kinase activity. Lineage: Eukaryota; Viridiplantae; Streptophyta; Magnoliopsida; Sapindales; Anacardiaceae. The coding region runs from base 409 to 1464 and encodes 351 amino acids. The transcript has 9 exons. Gene Ontology annotation, biological process: intracellular signal transduction; protein phosphorylation.
UGUCAUCCAAAACUUAACUUUUUUCCUUCUCUUUCCUUUCAAUUCCUUCCACCUUCGCUCUCUCUUUCCCAUUGAACCAAACCCAAAAUAUUCUCUCCUCUCUUUUCACGCCGUUUCUGUUUUCUCUCCAUUUCACUCUUUUAUCUGUUUCAAAAACACUAAAGCCACCCACAACAAAUUCGCUUCCUCUCUCACUUUUGGAUUCUUUUCUUUCCUUCAAAUCUCUCCAAACUCAUAUCCCACCUUUUAAUUCCAUACCCCAACUCCUUCAUCUUCAGAUUUCCAUAAAUUCACCCCAAAGUUUCAGUUUUUUUUUUUUUUUUUUCAUAUCAUACCCGCUUUAUUCUUAACCAAAUAAUUUUCUGAAAAUUUCUACACUGCAAGUGAAGUGAGUUACUGAGUCCAAAAAUGGAGAAGUAUGAGCUCGUGAAGGACAUUGGAUCCGGGAAUUUUGGUGUGGCCAGGCUCAUGAGGAACAAGAACACCAAGGAGCUUGUUGCAAUGAAGUACAUAGAGCGUGGCCGCAAGAUUGAUGAGAAUGUGGCACGGGAGAUUAUUAACCACAGAUCUCUUCGCCACCCUAAUAUUAUUCGCUUCAAGGAGGUGGUUUUGACUCCAACACAUUUGGCAAUUGUGAUGGAGUAUGCAGCUGGUGGUGAGCUGUUUGAGAGAAUUUGCAAUGCGGGAAGGUUUAGUGAAGAUGAGGCCAGAUAUUUUUUCCAGCAGCUUAUCUCAGGAGUCAGCUACUGUCAUUCAAUGCAAAUAUGCCAUAGAGAUUUGAAAUUGGAAAAUACUUUGUUGGAUGGAAGCCCAGCACCACGACUGAAAAUCUGUGAUUUUGGUUACUCUAAGUCAUCUUUGUUACAUUCAAAGCCCAAAUCAACAGUUGGCACUCCAGCAUAUAUUGCACCAGAGGUUCUUUCUCGCCGAGAAUAUGAUGGCAAGUUGGCGGAUGUAUGGUCUUGUGGAGUGACUCUUUAUGUUAUGCUGGUGGGAGCAUACCCAUUUGAAGACCAGGAGGAUCCAAAGAAUUUCAGGAAAACUAUUAAUAAAAUAAUGGCUGUUCAGUACAAGAUUCCUGAUUAUGUUCACAUAUCUCAAGAUUGCAAAAAUCUUCUUUCCCACAUAUUUGUCGCAAAUCCAGUCAGGAGAAUCUCCAUCAAAGAGAUCAAGAACCAUCCUUGGUUUUUAAAGAACUUGCCAAGGGAACUAACAGAGCCAGCUCAGGCCAUCUACUACCGGAAAGAAAACCCAACGUUCUCCCUCCAAACCGUUGAAGAAAUUAUGAAAAUUGUUGAGGAAGCCAAAGUUCCACCUCCAGUGUCCCAAUCCAUUGGAGGCUUUGGCUGGGGAGGAGAAGAAGACGGUGACGAGAAGGAAGAGAACACUGAUGCUGAGGAAGAAGAUGAGUAUGAGAAGAGAGUGAAGGAGGCACAAGCAAGUGGAGAAGUUAAUGUCAUUUGAAAGGAUUAAUUUUAUCACCCUUUGCAAGUCUAGAAUUUUGUGUCUGCAAUAUCUGUACUUACAACAUGGUUGAUAUAUAGCCAUUUCUAUAGAAUGUUGUUCAAUAAAUGUAUGUAAAUUAGGUGUGUAUUGAUCAUGAAGAUUGAGUAUUUUAUUCGCAAGAAGUGAGCAGUUUGUGUUUGGAGCUUGACCUUGGGAAGCAUUAGGAUUUGAAGUUACUUGUGAGAGUUUUGAGUUGAGUUAAACUUAGAUUUAGCAUUAUAAAUUUGAAGGGGUUUGUCUGAUUCUAGUUAACAGUGAAAAGGAUGGUGCUGUAUGAAGUAGUUGGUCUGUAUGGGGUUUCAACCCUUGUCAAUGAAUUUUCCUUUUUGGUGUUA